UGUCUCUGUCCCCACAGACAGUACUACUGGUAUGACGAGCGGGGGAAGAAGGUCAAGUGCACGGCCCCGCAGUACGUUGACUUCGUCAUGAGCUCUGUGCAGAAGCUGGUGACGGAUGAGGACGUGUUCCCCACAAAAUACGGCAGAGAAUUCCCCAGCUCCUUUGAGUCCCUGGUGAGGAAGAUCUGCAGACACCUGUUCCACGUGCUGGCGCACAUCUACUGGGCCCACUUCAAGGAGACGCUGGCCCUGGAGCUGCACGGACACUUGAACACACUCUACGUCCACUUCAUCCUCUUUGCUCGGGAGUUCAACCUGCUGGACCCCAAAGAGACCGCCAUCAUGGACGACCUCACCGAGGUGCUAUGCAGCGGGGCCGGCGGGGUCCACAGUGGGGGCAGCGGGGAUGGGGCCGGCAGCGGGGGCCCGGGAGCACAGAACCACGUGAAGGAGAGAUGAGCCACCCGGGCUGGACAGGGGCGCACGUGUGCAAAAAGACGGUGGUGUGUGUCCUCUCCUGCAUCUGCGUGUGCACACAUGUGCUUGGCACACGUGUGGUGAGGUCUGAGAGGGCCCCGGGCUGCGCUGGUGUGGGCUGCACAGACGCAGACAGCCCCGGCCAUGUCCUGCGGCCCCCUGUUGGAUGGAUGCGUGCCGUUUGUAGAGAAGAGCCUUUGGGCCCGUUCGCUCGUUCAGCAGACACGCGUGGGACUGAAGCUUUGAGUUUUCUUCUGUGGGGUUUUCCUUUCUCUGGUCUCCGUGCAGCCCCUGCCCUCCCUCGGGUGCUGCUGGCCUCAAAGGAGGAACUUGGUGGGGGCGUCUCCCCCAGGAGGGUGUGAUUUGCAGACUUGGGUCUCUGCUCUGCUUUGGGGGUGGGGCUUGCUUUCACAGAGACCCCUCCUUCCCUCUCACCCCCUCCUCUCCUGGCCUUGCCAGGAGUCUUGGCUGUUGGCAGCUCAGAGGUGGGGGAGGCCUGUGGUGUGGGGUGCCCUGCACCUGCUCCUGUCGCCCCUUCCUGCUGCCUCCUCCAUGCCCAGGGAACGCCCAUGGUGCAGUCCUCAGGCAAGGCCAGGACGGGGCUGAGGCCCUGCGUGGAGAUGCUGCACCAGCAGAAGGCUGAGACCCGCUUACCUUAGUUCAUCUGUUCACUCGUAAUAAAAAGAAUUCUCUCAGGUCAGA
Molecule: messenger RNA, 1179 nt
Organism: Mandrillus leucophaeus (drill)
Lineage: Eukaryota; Metazoa; Chordata; Mammalia; Primates; Cercopithecidae
Product: MOB kinase activator 2-like
Exons: 2
Biological process (GO): positive regulation of protein phosphorylation; signal transduction
Cellular component (GO): nucleus; cytoplasm
Molecular function (GO): protein kinase activator activity
Source: RefSeq, a predicted model, not a curated record